This is a messenger RNA of Hylaeus anthracinus, 2326 nucleotides long. Its product is annotated as nuclear RNA export factor 1-like. Gene Ontology annotation, molecular function: protein binding; RNA binding. Gene Ontology annotation, biological process: poly(A)+ mRNA export from nucleus. The transcript has 10 exons. Gene Ontology annotation, cellular component: nucleus; cytoplasm. Lineage: Eukaryota; Metazoa; Arthropoda; Insecta; Hymenoptera; Colletidae. The record is from RefSeq and is a predicted model, not a curated record. Bases 69 to 1973 code for a protein of 634 amino acids.
AACCUACAAAAAUUUGGCAAUGGUAGUUGCGUGUUUCUUGUGAUUGAAUAUUGCCCGUUUUAAAGAAAAUGUCGAGAAAAGCGCAUAAGUCCGCAUGGGUUGGUCGUGGUGGAAGACAACCGGAUGACAAACACUAUUAUGGUCACGAUGUUCGUGUACAGAGAAACCACGAUGGCUUGUAUCACGGAAGUAGGCCUAAGGUUACAUUCAAGCAAACUUCUUCGAGACCAUUACGAAGAAGCUUACGGAUGGCAUGUUUGGACGACGACGUUCAAAUGGCAUCAAGUUCCAAUAACAAUAGCGGAGAUUUUAUCAUCAGUAGAAGGGAGUGGGGCGGUCAACGUGGAAGAGUCAGUCCACUGCCUAUGAGAGCAUUUAGAGGAGGAAAGAUUCCUUCUAAAAUUAGGCAAAUUAUCACUGGAGAAGCUACUUGUUAUAAAAUUGUUAUACCACAAGGGCAUAAAUUCGAAAAGGAUUACAUAAUAAAUAACCUUCUUAGCUAUAUCGCGCCAACUACUUUUAUUCCAAUAAUGUAUAGGAUAGGUGGUAACGAAUCCAGUUUCUAUAUAGACGAUCAAAGAGUAGCAUUAGAUCUAAGUAGGUCUAAUCACAAAAUUACAACCAUGUAUGGGUUUAAGUUACAUGUGAAUGUCAUGCAACCUGGAUAUCCAUACUGUGAAAUAGACAACAAACUGAAAGAAAGACUAAAACAAGCCAUGGCUAAAAGAUAUGUAAACGAGACAAAUGCAUUGGAUUUGUCCAAAUUCCAUCUAGACCCUGAUCUCGUCGCUGACUAUUUCUAUACACUGUCCCGACCUUUAAUGCUAAAAACAGUAUUGGACAUCGUGUCAGAUUGCAUACCGAAUUUGGAGGCGCUAAAUUUAGACGCAAAUAAAUUGCAAAUGCUUACAAAGCUAAAUAUUUUGAGUAAAAAGUUCCCGAAAUUAAAGAUACUUUACAUCGGUGAUAAUAAGAUAAAAGACAUUUACCAGCUAGACAGUCUCAAAGAAUUACAACUGGAGGAGCUGAAGCUGACAGGAAAUCCCGUUUGCAACAAGUAUGAAUUCCGACAAAAUGACUACAUUAGCGACGUGAGGAAACGAUUUCCAAAACUCUUACGGCUGGAUGGUACGGAUCUUCCAAAACCUAUCAUAUUCGACGUAGCGGAUGAUGGAAACAAAAUGCCACCCCCUCAGAGGAUGUUCGUGACAAAUGCAAAAAUACAAGGAGUUGCUAGUCAAUUUCUGCAACAAUAUUUUCUCAUAUUCGAUAGUGAAAAUCGUCAACCAUUGUUAGAUGCGUAUGACGAACACGCGUGCUUUAGCAUGACUAUAUCUUACUCUCAAAACGCAAACAAAUUGAAUGGAUACUACUCGGAAAACAGAAAUUUGUACAGAAUAAACGAAUCGAACAAGAGGCAAAAGUUACUAAAACAGGGACGAUUGCCUGUAGUUUCGUUUAUUUCCGAAAUGCCACGAACUUCUCACUAUCUUAAUACGUUUACAAUGGAUAUCAGCCUAGUAACAGAUGGAAUGAUGUUGAUUACGGUCACGGGAUUGUUCAAAGAACUCGGUAAAAAAGAGCAACCUGUUCGAUUCUUUAAUCGAACGUUUAUAAUAGUACCAGAAGGAGGUGGUUACUGUAUUCGAAACGAGCAACUACAUCUCAAUAAUCCGACGGACUCGCAACUAAAGAAUCUAAACACCCAAUUGGAGACACAAUUGUUGACGCCACCAGCGCCCUCGCAAGCACCUUCGACCAGCAACGUCGUAGCAAAGCCAGCGGUACCAGUGCAAUUACCCGAAGAGGUCAAGCAACAAAUGACAUUGACGCUUAGCCAACAGACGAACAUGAAUCUCGAAUGGAGUCUGAAAUGUUUGGAGGAAGUGCAAUGGAAUUAUGACAACGCGCUCUCGGCGUUUCAAGAGUUCUUCAAACUGGGACAAAUACCACCGGAAGCAUUUAACAAAUAAAAGUACAAUGUGCCGAGGAAAGUAAGAUUCAACAAAGUUUCAUUCUUCUUAUCGUUAUUUUUAUUGUUGCAUGUUCUACGAUACACGGUGCUCUUAUAUCACGAUCUGAACGAAGACGUGAAUGAAUUGGAUGUCCGUGAAGGUACGUGACUUUUUUUUUCAUGUGGUAAAAUUAAGUCGAAUCGGUGUUUGGUUACUCGAGGUUUGUCACCAGCAACGCGUGUCUCCAAAAAGCAAAAAGAAGUUUGUUAGUAUAUUAAGUAAGAAAGAAGCGUUUAACGUUUAGUGCACGAAACGAGCUUCCUUUUGCUUUGAUCGAAUGAAAUAAUCGAAUGUUACAAAACAUCGAUGAG